AUGUAUCUAUCUCUCCUUUUGUCUAUUUCUCUUUCACUUUCUCUCUUUCUCUCUCUCUACCUUUAUUUCUCUUCUAGUGUCUCUCACUUUCCUUCUCCGUUUCUCACUCUAUUUCUUUCUUAUCACGGUAUACAUAUUUUCCAUAAAUGUAAUGCUUAUACCUUUUCUCACUUUCUCUCUCUCUCUGUUUCUCUCUCUCUCUCUCUCUGUCUCUCUCUCUCUCUCUCUCUAUAUAUAUAUAUAUAUAUAUAUAUAUACACUAAUUCUCUUUCAUCCUCUCAAACUCUCUCGCUCUCUCUCUCACUCUCUCUCUCACUCUCUCUCACUCUCUCUCUCUCUCUCUCUCUCUCUCUCUCUCUCUCUCUUUCUUACACUUCUGUUUGCUCUCAUUUAUUUUUCUCUUUUUCCGUUCUCAUCUCUUUCCGUUUCUCUUGGACUCUUAUUUCUUCCUUUUCACCUCCAUCUUUGAUACUCUCCUUCAAUACACAAUGCGCUUCUCAAUAUUUCCCCUCUCUCUAUAUAUGUUUCUUUCUCACUUUCCUUCUCCCUUUCUCGCGUCCUCUUUGA
Acanthosepion pharaonis is the source of this 567-nucleotide messenger RNA. NCBI's taxonomy places the organism in Eukaryota, Metazoa, Mollusca, Cephalopoda, Sepiida, Sepiidae. The record is from the annotation of a GenBank genome assembly.